AUGGCCAUCUGUCGGAGCCCCGUGCUAUGUGUCAUACUCCUGACGACUCUGUCAACGACUGUGCGAGGAGCGAGAGAGUGUAUCUUUAUGACACACCGCCCUUACCGAUCCACCGUCUCCACCACCUCAUCUGGACAACCUUCCUCCUGGGAAAACAAUUUCUCCAAAGACAUCUCGCGUGGCAGAAGUCAGAUCGACUGCGCGGUCCAAUGUGGUUUGAGCGACGCCUGUCUGGGUGUGCGAUGGGCGGUGGAGAAGAAGGAGUGUCAUCUUUACAGACUGUGUAAUAAUAAUUCUGAUGACGUCUGCGAGGAGCCAGAUCUGGGAGGAAAUUCGGGCACCCCCAGAUUUUUAAUGAAAGUCAGACCAAAGAUAAAUCCAUGUAGGAACAACGGGAGCUGGGAGGUGGAGGUGGAUGCUGGAGGUGGGGGCGGUGGGGGUGGCGGCAGGUGUUCCUGUAGAGAUGGGUGGGUGGGCACGUGGUGCGGCAGACGACCCAGCAGCUGCGGAGAGCUGAAGAGAUACAGGUACCCCAACGGUUUUUACAGCUUGCUGUCCAUCCAGUUACCGCGCCACCCCGGACCCAUCAUCCAGGUCAGGUGUGAUUUGUUGGACUUCCAAGCGUACACGUUUAUUUUUAAAAACAGAGGAACGACAAGCAAAAAUCUUUCAUGGACGGAAUACGUGGAUGGAUUUUAUCAGGACGAGAUGAACUUUUGGUUCGGUUUGGAAAACAUGCACAAAUUCACGGACAGCGGACACAAUUAUGUGUACCUAGAGUACGUCUUCACGUAUGACUGGAAUUAUAACGCUGACAUAUAUAAGUACAGCGGCUUCAAAAUCGGGGACGCAAGCUCUUCUUACUCAGUCUCCGUGGAAGGAAGCGAAUUCAGCCUAGUUGGUGAGUACAACAAAACGUCUCGCGCUCGUUUUAGGGAUUGCAUCAGAUUCAUCAACGGCACCCGUUUCUCCACUGUCGACAAAGACAACGACGACAACCGCCUGCAAUCUUGCGCCUCGAUUAGGCAGACGGGCUGGUGGUUCAAAAGUGUCUGCAACCUUUCCUGUAACCUGCUCGGGCUGACUUACAAGGUCACCGAUUUGAAUUUCAAUCAGGACAGUCACAUAGGCGCCGUGCUCUCUGGUUCUGAAGCAAUGAAUAACUAUCCUGGCUUAACGGAACUUAAGAAACACCUGGGUGCAGUUGUCAUGUACUUUGUGGAAUUCUGGUGAACGGAAAGUCAUCUCUACACUUGAGUCAGUGACUCACAAUAUUACAUUGAUAUAUGGUCGUUUUUAAGGACAAGUGG
Molecule: messenger RNA, 1310 nt
Organism: Aplysia californica (California sea hare)
Lineage: Eukaryota; Metazoa; Mollusca; Gastropoda; Aplysiida; Aplysiidae
Product: ficolin-2-like
Exons: 1
Coding region: 1-1233 (410 amino acids)
Source: RefSeq, a predicted model, not a curated record